This is a messenger RNA of Anolis sagrei ordinatus, 915 nucleotides long. The record is from RefSeq and is a predicted model, not a curated record. NCBI's taxonomy places the organism in Eukaryota, Metazoa, Chordata, Lepidosauria, Squamata, Anolidae.
AUGAAACUUGCAGCUACAGGAUCACUGAAGUAUUCCUGUGGAAGUGUUGAACUGAGGUCAAGAAAAACCUUACUGUUGGGCAUGCACACCCUGGUCCUGAAACACGAUCACAGGCUGAGCUCCAACACACGUGAUGGACUUCCAUCCCUUUGUAUUGCUCGGACUCAAACUUGGCGUGCGUUGCUCUCCAAUGUCCCCAGGAUCCGAGGCCGGGGGAGGAGGAAGGUUUCUCUGGAGGAGGAAGACGAAGGCGGGGAAGAGAGGUACGGAUACGCUCGGAACGGAGCUGCGGAGGAAGUGCCCCCGUCGGACGACCUCCGAGUCGAGAGAAUGGAGAUCAGCAGCGACGAAGACGACACGUUCCGGGGCGCCGAUUCUCCGACCGUUUUGGAGGAAGACGAAGCCGAGCAGGAGCUGCAGAAACAGCUGGAGAAAGGGAGGAAGCUGAGGCAGAUCCAGCAGCUGAAGGACAGCGGGGAAAAGGUCAUAGAAAUAGUGAAGAAGCUGGACACCGGCCGGAGCCAGGAGGACGACGAGGAGCUGGAGAAGAAAGGCGCCAUUGUCUUCAACGCCACCUCCGAGUUCUGCCGGACGCUGGGCGAGAUCCCCACCUACGGCUUGGCCGGGAACCGCGAGGACCAGGAGGAGCUCAUGGAUUUUGAGCGGGAUGACGAGCGGUCAGCCAACGGGGGCUCCGAUUCGGACGGCGAGGAGAACAUUGGCUGGAGCACGGUCAACUUGGACGAGGAGAAGCAGCAACAGGACCCAGGUCUUCUGGAAGAGAUUUACUUCAGCCAGCCAAGGCUAGGCUGGCAACUGUUAACAAGAGGAUCUGCUCUCCCGGUGCCCCAUACCGCAAUUUUGGAAUGGCUUGCUGGAAAAGGUUCUGCAGCUCGAUAUGAUGCCCAAGUUUAA